GCACUAAUUGAAUUGAUAUAUUUGCUUCCGUACAGCACCUUCUUUCAUAUCGAGUUAUUGGAUGUAGGCAGAAAUGGAAACUAGGACUAUGAACUACAACACAUUUACCAUAAAAAGUGAAUAAAAUAACGAAGAAAUUGGAAUUGACUUUCACCAAAUAAUUUUGGAAAAUGCUGGAUUUUUUGGUGGACACCGCUAAAAGUGGGUUUCCAACUCUCUCCAAACUGACUGAGGAUGACGUCAGUUCCAUAUGGGCAAGUGUGUCUGAGUUCAUUGAAAAUCAAAUGGCUCUUCAAAAGGGUGUACAAAUAUCGGGGCUUGGAACGUUGACUCAAUCAAGAUAUAAACUAGAAGUUGGCGGCAACAACAAAUUCAUCGUUGUGCAGAGGCCAGUGUUUCUGUUGUCUGAAAAGCUAGCUCAGACGCACAACCUUAAGUAUAAUAAACUAUUUGUAACAGGAGAUAUUCCAGUUGUCCCUCUAAAUUACAUAGCACUGUCUUUGGAAAGCCCAUUUAGUAGAGACACGAUUGAGGGAUGCGUCAAAGAAACAAUCAUCAUUUUCUCACGUUCUAUUGCCAUAAAACAACAUGUGGAAUUUAAUUUCAAAGGCAUAGGGGUACUCCACAUCAGAGACUCAAAAGUCAAAAUGAAAUUUUUUAAAGACUUUAUUAAUUCUUUGGAUGGAAGUGGGAACCUGGUCAAGUCACUCUCAAAUAGACCAGGCACGUGUGAUUCAGUGAUGUCAGGACGAGACAGUGACUUGCUGUGUCCACGUUCUAGUAGUGCCCUCUUAUUUCCCAGGAUUGUGGUGAAAGAGGUGGACAAUGCUCCAAUCAUGGAAACAAUUGAAGAAGAAAAUGUCGAAGCAGACUGCACAGAAGGGCAAACGUCAAAUGAAUAUAUGGAUAAAGAGUGUGAGGCAGAAGAAGAUCUCACAAGGAAAAGAGAAAUUUCAACUCCAAAACGCUUGCUCAAUCGACCGCACAUUGUGCCAGCCAAAUUAUCUGGAAUAAGCUUUAGUGAGGAAUUGGAGAGAAUAAUUAAGCCAAAGACAGCUCCAGAAAGGCUGGGAUCAUCAUUAUCUGCCAAGCUUUCAAAAACUGAAGUGGAAGUAUGCGACACCCAAACUGAUAAACAUCAGAUAAGACCAAUGACAUCUGGAUGCAUAGACCACUGUCGAGCAGGCCAAGAGCUCUGUUACCUAUGCAUGCAACGUGCCCAGAAUAACAUCCCUGUGUACCUUACGGAGGAGAGAAAACUAAGAGAGCAGGAGGAAGAGCGGAUACUGCUGCAGUACCAGCAUAUGAGGGACCUGGAAGCACACAACAGGGCUCAGCUAGCUUCACUGAUGAACAAGGAACAGAGCCAGAAAGAUGCUGCGUAUAACCUGGGAGUAGCUGAUGCAAUAAGGGAUGAAAAGAAUCAAAAGAAUACUGAAUUUUACGCAUCCUACAUUUUUGAGAAGAGGCCAUUGACCCCUCCAGCUUGUCUUAAAAGAGAACAAUGCCACCAUUCCUUAACAAAACAGAUGGCAGAGAAGAGACAAAAAGAGGUCAGAGGCAAACAGGACAAGGAAUUGUUGGGCAGACUGGAACAAGUCCAACUUGCAGAAGAGUUAGCAACUCAGAGAGCCAAAUAUAUAAAAGAAAAACACGAACAAACGCAGUGUUAUAAAAAUGCACUGGACAAGCAGGUGAAAAUAAAGCCUAAUUUCACACUGUCGCCUCAACCGGAUCCAAAGGAACCAGUGUUUGGCAGAAAUGAUAUGACCAACGAGAAGUUAGUGGAGAAGAGGAAACGCGAGGAGGAGGUGUACAGACAUCAGUUACAGGUUGCCGCUGAGAAGAAACGUCUGGCUAUACUCAAUCACCUGGUGCGGCAACGGAAUGAGGUGGACAUGCUACGAAGGUCAAAACAACAAGCUCAGGAUUACAGGGCAGCUGAGUAUGAGAAGAUUAGCAGAUUACAAAAGGCUUUGCAGGAUGACUGGGCCAAGAGCUCUGAAAUAAAGCGGCAGAGAGACCACAACGAGCAGCAGUUCAUACAAGCAGGAAGUCAGCUCCUCCUCGAUCAAUUUGAAAACUACCGACGAUGCUUUCAAUGUAAAAGACGAACAACAAACUGCGGAGAGACCAAUAUAUGGUGCGAAUCACGAUAUAUACCUGGAUCGCGUUUAAUGGUUUGAAAAUAUAAAAUUUGCUUGUUAUGUGCAUUCACGUACCAACAGUAAAUAUAAAAAAUAUUCUGCUUGUCAUGUCUUGCUAUGUACAAAAAGUGGUCAUUAUGUUCUACUGAAAACUUGAAAAUACAGAAUUUACCUCUAACCGAUCCCUAGAUUAGACACAAAUCAUAGUAACUGAACUUAAUGAGUUAAUGUUCGUGAUGGAUAGUUAAAAAGAAA
Messenger RNA from Pelobates fuscus (common spadefoot toad), 2402 nucleotides. RefSeq names its product coiled-coil domain containing 81 (gene CCDC81). Gene Ontology annotation, cellular component: centrosome. Bases 171 to 2186 code for a protein of 671 amino acids. Lineage: Eukaryota; Metazoa; Chordata; Amphibia; Anura; Pelobatidae. The transcript is spliced from 16 exons. The record is from RefSeq and is a predicted model, not a curated record.